Messenger RNA from Prunus mume (Japanese apricot), 1992 nucleotides. RefSeq names its product AZA-guanine resistant1 (gene AZG1). NCBI's taxonomy places the organism in Eukaryota, Viridiplantae, Streptophyta, Magnoliopsida, Rosales, Rosaceae. Gene Ontology annotation, cellular component: plasma membrane. Gene Ontology annotation, biological process: transmembrane transport; guanine transport; adenine transport. The record is from RefSeq and is a predicted model, not a curated record. Gene Ontology annotation, molecular function: purine nucleobase transmembrane transporter activity.
UAUAUAUAUAUAUAUAUAUAUUUAUUCAUAUUAUUAUAUAAAAACACAUACAUUACAUACAACAGAGCCCACGCCCGCAUCACCGUCACCAUCUCCAUGUACAGACCGAGUUAAGCAAACACCAGUAAACUUCCAAGUUCCUAAGCUCUCAAGCUCUUUAAACCCAACAGCACAACACAAACUUCAAACUUCUUCAAUGGUCAUGGAGCCUCACGAGCCACCGCCACCACGCCCCUUGAAACCUUUAACUCGCCUCAACAAGUACGUUGCCGAAACCCGAGUCGGCAAGCACUUCAAACUCGCCGAGCGCAACUCCACUUUCACCACCGAGCUCCGGGCCGGCACCGCCACGUUUCUCACCAUGGCUUACAUCCUCGCCGUCAACGCCUCCAUCCUCUCCGACUCCGGCGGCACCUGCAGCGUAUCCGAUUGCGUCCAGCUCUGCUCCGACCCGACCCAAUCCCUCCAGAACUGCACCGGGCCCAACCUCCGGGUCAUCCAACCCGACCCCUCCUGCAAGUUCGACCCGGUCAACCCGGGCUACUCCGCCUGCUUAGACCGGGUCCGCAAAGACCUCAUCGUCGCCACCGUCGCUUCUUCUCUGAUCGGCUGUCUCAUAAUGGGCGUUUUCGCUAAUCUCCCUCUAGCUUUAGCCCCGGGAAUGGGCGCCAACGCCUAUUUCGCUUACACCGUCGUCGGGUUUCACGGGUCGGGUAAUGUCUCGUACCAGAGCGCCUUAGCCGCCGUCUUCAUCGAAGGCUUGAUUUUCCUCUUCAUCUCCGCAGUCGGGUUACGCGCCAAACUCGCUAAACUGGUUCCGAAGCCGGUACGGAUCAGCUCCUCCGCGGGUAUCGGGCUCUUCUUGGCGUUUAUCGGGUUGCAAAGCAACCAGGGAAUCGGGUUAAUUGGGUACAGUUCGUCGACGCUAGUGACACUCGGAGCCUGCCCCGCUUCGUCUCGGGCCUCGUUGGCUCCCGUCAUAGCGGCCGCUAACGGCACCGUUAGUUUGAUUGAGGGCGGAACGGUGUCUGGCGAUAUUUUGUGUCUCCGUGACCGAAUGGAAAGCCCGACGUUUUGGCUCGGCGUCGUUGGCUUCAUAAUCAUUGCGUAUUGUUUGGUGAAAAAUGUUAAAGGAGCUAUGAUUUACGGCAUUGUUUUUGUAACGGCCGUUUCGUGGUUCCGUAACACUGAGGUAACGGCGUUUCCAAAAACGGAGGCAGGUGACUCGGCCUAUGAGUAUUUCAAGAAGGUCGUGGAUGUACAUACGAUCGAGAGUACGGCCGGGGCCUUGAGCUUCAAAAGUAUAGGAAAGGGGUAUUUUUGGGAAGCACUAAUUACAUUUUUAUACGUAGAUAUACUCGAUACUACCGGAACUCUUUAUUCCAUGGCUCGAUUCGCCGGUUUUGCAGAUGAAGACGGUAAUUUUGAAGGUCAAUACUUUGCUUUCAUGUCAGAUGCUACAUCAAUUGUGGUGGGGUCCUUGCUCGGCACAUCACCCGUAACGACAUUCAUCGAGUCAUCUACGGGUAUACGGGAGGGCGGACGUACGGGGCUAACGGCGCUAACGGUGGCAGGGUAUUUCUUUUUAGCGUUUUUCUUCACGCCGUUAUUGGCUUCAAUUCCAGCUUGGGCCGUGGGCCCGCCGUUGAUCUUGGUUGGGGUGCUGAUGAUGAAGUCAGUGGUGGAGAUUGAGUGGGACGACAUGCGACAGGCAAUCCCAGCCUUUGUGACGUUGAUACUGAUGCCGUUGACCUACUCAAUAGCCUACGGGCUCAUUGGUGGAAUUGGGACUUUCAUUGUGCUGCACAUAUGGGAUUGGGGCCAUGAACUUUUUGUGAAACUUGGGAUUGUAAAGGGAGAAGCAGGAGGUGUUGGGGUCAAUGGGGCACAUGACCAAAUUAGAGGAGAAAACCCAACUGCAAAAGUGCUUGAAAUUGAGGUUUAAUUUUUCAAUUUUCAAUAUAGGAAAAUUGGGGAUAUGGGUUCAUAGAA